Molecule: messenger RNA, 2625 nt
Organism: Aspergillus melleus
Lineage: Eukaryota; Fungi; Ascomycota; Eurotiomycetes; Eurotiales; Aspergillaceae
Product: Zn(II)2Cys6 transcription factor
Exons: 4
Coding region: 1-2625 (874 amino acids)
Biological process (GO): DNA-templated transcription; regulation of DNA-templated transcription
Molecular function (GO): DNA binding; DNA-binding transcription factor activity, RNA polymerase II-specific; zinc ion binding
Source: RefSeq, a predicted model, not a curated record
AUGGAGGUACCUUCGAACCUCCCCCAGCCUCUGGACGGCCAUGUUCAAGGCGAGAUGGCCAUCCGUCCUCGUGCAGACGAUAGCAAUGAAGUUGUGUCGACGUCGAAUCCCCCGUCCCUUCCGGGCACCUCGUCGCAGGCCCCGCAGAAGCUGCAACUGGCUUCCCGUAGCAGCCAUAUGGGUAGAAAACAACUCAUCUCUAACGCCAAAGUCGCCAUUCCUCGACAGCGAACCUCAUCAACCAAUCCUCGAUAUCCUCGUCGUGUGCCUUUGGCGUGUGAGACAUGUAGGCAGCGGAAGACAAAGUGCAGUGGCGACACCCCGGUUUGCCGGCAGUGCAGGGAGUUGAGGGUCGAAUGCAAAUACCCGGUAUCUUGGAGGGAACGUACGAAGGGGUUAUUGGAUAAGCUUGAGAUAAAAACGCAAGAAUAUGAGAAUUUACUGAAAGAAAUUGGGAAUAUUGUCGAUGGCCGGACUGCGGAGCGAAUCCGUAACACACUGGAUAAGUGGUCGGCGAGAGGCGAUAGUACAUCUAGCUCUCAAAGCAAUUCGCUCACCCCCCAGGAUGAAGACCAAGAGCUAGACGAUGUGAGCAGCAUGUCAUCGAUUGGGUCGUUGGAGGCAAUCGACCGCGUGGAGGAAGACUUGAAUCGAACGCCUAGUUCCAGGGCAACCGGCUAUAUGGGGAAGAAUUCCGAGAUCACCUGGAUGCAGCGACUACGAAAGGAGGCCGAGCAGCGAUCCCGCCGGCAACCAGGGGUGUUUGAAGCUGAUAAUGACGGCGAAUUCGCCUUGCAUGCAAUGAACUAUCACCUAGACGAUAUGGACGUCUCUAUCCCAGGUCCCGUGCAGGCUUACUGGAUGCCGCCACGACCGUUGGCCGACAAACUAUUCGAGGACUACCUGGACACCAUCCAUCCGUUUUUUCCUAUCAUCAGCCGUUCGCUCUUCCGCACCCAAUACAACAUUUUUUAUGAUAGUGCCGCCCGACCUGGAGACAAAUGGCUGGCUAUUCUGAACAUGAUCUUUGCCAUUGCUUCAAAACACGCCCAUCUUACGCAGGCCCCGUGGCGUGGCCAAGAAAAGGACCAUCUAGUGUAUUUGACUCGGGCUCGCAUUCUAAGUAUGGAUGGGAAUACCCUCUUUAGUCACCCUGAUCUACAACAAGUUCAGGUCGAAGGCCUGGUCGCUUUUUACCUGCUGGCAACGGAUCAGAUCAAUAGAGCUUGGAGAAUUGCAGCGUUGGCCGUUCGUUCGUCCAUCUCUCUUGGCCUUAACAUGAAGAACACGAGCCAAGGCACAGCGGCCAUAUCCAAAGAGGCGCGCUACAAGGUUUGGUGGUGUCUCUACACCUUUGAACACAUGCUUGGAAUUAUGACCGGUCGGGCCUCGUGCAUUUCUGAUGGGAUUUGUACAACGCCCCUACCCCUACCGUUCGAGGAGAAUGAAUUACGGGACCCGUCGGCGGCAAAACUUCUUGGUGAUCUUACCUUGCGACAGGAAUAUGUGGAUGCGGCUCUGGCAAGCUCCUGUGUACGACAAGUGCCGCUCAAUCCGCUUGGAGGAAGAGACGCUCGACACACCGACAAGGUUAGGGAUCUCACUUGGCUCAGAAGCCAGCCACCUAGUAGGGCCCUGAUAUUUCUCUUCUACGUUGACCUCGCGGUCAUUGUUCAAGAAAUCGUCAACAGAGUCUACUCCCUGGAUUCCACCAUGGUGCCCUGGAGCCACAUCGAGAACCGCAUGCGUGAGCUUCGAUCCCGGGUCGACCUUUGGCAAUCGAAUCUGCCCGAAGCGUUCGAUUUCACGCGUUUCGCGCAGAAGGACGACGAGGAUCUAGGCGUACUCCGUGGGAAACUCUUUUUAGCGUUCCAUUUCUACAGUGCACGGAUCACCCUAGGCCGUCCGUGUCUGUGCCGCCGCGACGCACGGCAGCAGGCACCCCACGAAAAGUCGACUUUCAGUCACGAUAUGGCGAUUGUCACCCUAGAGUCAGCUCAUAUGAUGCUUGGUUUGAUACCAGACACACCCGACGCUCUUCGACUCUAUAAGAUCUGUCCCUGGUGGUGCAUUUUGCACUAUCUCAUGCAGGCAGUAACGGUCCUUCUUCUCGAGCUUUCCUUUGGCUGCAUCCAUGCGCCGGGAGAUGAGGAAAGGAUUUUGCUCGCAUCAAAGAAGGGUGUCAGAUGGCUUUUCGCUAUGGCGCAGUUCAGUCUACCCUCGCGACGUGCUUGGGAACUCUGCAACGGCAACCUACGACGGAUCGCCAUAGGCAUGAACUACGAUCUGACGGAUAUGCCUUCGUCCGACGACGAACUCAAAUCCUACCGGGAAUCCGCUAAUAACGAGAAAGCCGACAUGAGCCAGGCUACCAUGCCUCCCCCGCAGAAUGUAAAUGCUUCUGCCUCGGGCGAGCAGCCAAUGAUUUCCGUGCCAUUCCAAGCACCAGUGGGAUACCCUCAGAAUCAACCACCUUCGACCGUGGAUCCAAGAGUUGCCAUGCCGCCUUCGAGCGCAUAUCUGUCCUCCGGAUCGGACAUCUACUUCCCGUACGAUCCCAUCAGCGGCGAAUUCAUCCGGUCAUUCUUCCCUGCUUCGAAUGACGAUGAGUCGUGGGACCAGUAA